UCUUCAUUCACCGGCGGAAUCAUGGCGGCGCGUUACGAACUGGAGGUCACGGUUUCCUCCGCCAAAAACCUCAAAAACGUCAACUGGCGGCACGGCCCUCUCAAACCCUACGCCAUCGUCUGGGUUGACCCCAAAAACAAAUGUUCUACACCGGUAGAUGAAGAAGGCGAUGAAUCGCCGGUCUGGGAUCAAAAACUCGUCAUCGCUCUUAACGAUCCCAUCGAGGAAUCCACCCUCUACAUCGACAUCGUUCAUGCCAAUGCGGCGGAGGACACCAAGCCCUUAAUCGGCUCCGCCAAGCUCAGACUGAAGGACGUCGUUGAUGAGGUCGGAAUCGGUGAGUGUUUUGCAGAUGGUUUAAAGCUUAAACGUCCUUCCGGCCGUCCCCAGGGGAAGGUGGAAGUGAAAGUAUAUAUCAGGGAACCACGCUAUCGUGCGCCGGAUCCUUACUACGCACCUCCAUACGGUGUUCCCCCACCGCAACACCCUGCUCCGCCACCCUAUCCCUACGCGGCACCGGCACCCUAUGGUGGGAAUUAUCCUUAUUCUGCACCGCCGUCAGGGUAUCCAUAUUCACCUUACGCUGCUCCUCCUCCUCCUCAAUACGGGCAAACUUAUGUGCAGCCUGCUUACGGCGGUCAACCGGCGUACAGCGGUCAACCAUCGUAUGGCGGGUACAGGGAGGAAAAAAAGAGCAAGUACGGAAUGGGGACUGGACUGGCGGUUGGUGCGGCGGCGGGACUGUUGGGUGGGCUGGCGAUAGCGGAAGGAAUUGAUCAUGUGGAAGAUGAGAUCGCCGAAGAUGCCGCCGAUAAGGUUGAAGAAGAUCUCGGUUACGACGUCGACGAUGAUUAGACCCUUUUCCUUCUUUUUUUCUUUUUCAUAAGAAAUGAAAAAUGCUGCUUUAAUGGGUUUCUAAUAAUAAAUAAUACGAAACUUGU
Cynara cardunculus var. scolymus (artichoke) is the source of this 941-nucleotide messenger RNA. RefSeq names its product protein SRC2. The coding region runs from base 22 to 855 and encodes 277 amino acids. The record is from RefSeq and is a predicted model, not a curated record. Gene Ontology annotation, biological process: defense response. Lineage: Eukaryota; Viridiplantae; Streptophyta; Magnoliopsida; Asterales; Asteraceae. The transcript has a single exon.